AUGGCCAAAGCCGCGCGACCGGCUCUGCUCAGCGGCCCAUCAUCAUUAUCCUUCACGUCGUCUUCGCCGUUUCUAGUUCUGCUUCUGGCGCUGUGGACGGCAGUGCUGCCUCUCGUGUUCGCCGCGGCGAUGCCCAACCUGUCGAUGAAGAUUCCGCGGGUCGGCAACCCAGUGAUUGAUGGCUGGUACGCUGACCCCGAAGCCCGUAUCUUCAACCACAGGUACUACAUCUACCCCACUGUGUCGACGGUGUAUGAGAAGCAGACCUACUUCGAAGCCUUCUCCUCGCCCGACCUGAAAUCAUGGACCAGCCUGGGUAAAGUCCUCGACUUCAAGGAUGUCUCUUGGAGCACAAACAGGGCGGCAUGGGCUCCCUCCGUUGCCUUCAAAAAUGGGUCAUACUACAUGUAUUUCUCUGCUGGGGAUGGCGCGGGGCUAGGAGUUGCGCGAUCGAGCUCGCCAGACGGCCCCUUCAAGGAUGCGCUGGGCAAGCCAUUGAUAUCAGAAUCGUACUUUGGUGCGCAGCCCAUCGAUGCCGACAUCUUCAUCGACGAUGAUGGGAGGAACUACCUCUAUUAUGGUGGGCACAGCCAUGGCGUUGUCGUUGAGCUGAACGAUGAUAUGAUAUCGUUGAAGGGGGAGGUUAAGGAGAUCACGCCCAAGGGCUAUGUCGAGGCCCCGUGGAUGCUGAAACGGAAGGGCAUAUACUACUUUAUGUAUAGUACCGGAGGUAAGGGCCCUCUCGGGCCCUUUGAUGGAGAGCCUGUCAAGAUCUUGCAAGGAGACCUGGCAAUCGGAACAGGAACCGGCCAUAACAGCGUGUUCUCGGUCAAGGAUGACUACUAUAUUGUGUACCAUCGACGAUUCCCGAACGACAACGAGAGAGACCACCGAGCCACAUGCAUCGAUAGGAUGUACUUCAAGGACGACGGUGAAAUCGAGCCCGUCAAGAUAACGACAGAGGGCGUGGAGGCGCGAGUUCCGUGGUGA
This is a messenger RNA of Microsporum canis CBS 113480, 990 nucleotides long. RefSeq names its product arabinan endo-1,5-alpha-L-arabinosidase A. Gene Ontology annotation, biological process: carbohydrate metabolic process. The coding region runs from base 1 to 990 and encodes 329 amino acids. The record is from RefSeq and is a predicted model, not a curated record. Lineage: Eukaryota; Fungi; Ascomycota; Eurotiomycetes; Onygenales; Arthrodermataceae. The transcript is spliced from 2 exons. Gene Ontology annotation, molecular function: hydrolase activity, hydrolyzing O-glycosyl compounds.